This is a messenger RNA of Microbotryum saponariae, 1797 nucleotides long. The record is from the annotation of a GenBank genome assembly. Lineage: Eukaryota; Fungi; Basidiomycota; Microbotryomycetes; Microbotryales; Microbotryaceae.
AUGUCAGUCACCGCGACGCCGAGGCGGUCCUUGACCGCUCGCUUGGUCGAGACCGUUCGAUUCUAUGGACCUCUCGGAUUUGUAUCUUUCGGUGGACCAUCAGCAAAUUGUAAGCAAGCUUUGGAUGACCUCUACGGAAGGUACCGGCUGCCAACGUGCGCCGGCGCCGACGAUACCUACGCGCCUUCAAGUCUUGAAUAUGUGCCCCGCCUGGCUCCAGGUCCGAGGCCCGUGCUGAUAGAUUCGGGACCGCCCGCUCAAUCGCAGUGAUCUUGCUCCGCAAAAUCUUCGUCAUUCGCGAGAAGUGGAUCGAUGACUCGACGUUCCAAGAUUUGCUUGCAUUGGGGAACGCCCUGCCCGGUCCGGCCUUCUCUCAAAUCGCCUCAAAUCGCCUUCUCCAUCUCGGCGAUUCGAGGCAACCCGGCGGCCGUCCUCUCAUUCCUUCUCUUGACCGGCCCGGGCAUGUUUGCCAUGAUCGGUAUCGCAUUUGGAGUCAAGAGGAUCCCCAAUACGCUUCCAGACAUUGCGUUCGCACUUUUCACCGGGCUCAACUCGGCGGCUAUUGGACUCGUUUCGCUUGCGGCGUACCAGCUGAGUCUGAAGGUCAUCACGGACGACAUCACUCGUCUGUUGGUCUUUUUGAUGGGUGCAAUUGCGGCUUGCUACGAGUCGCAAUGGCUCUACCCCGUAAUGAUGGCUGCGAGCGGAAUUUCUACUUACUCGUUCGACAAGGCGACCGAGUACCGAGACACGCGCAGAACUGGACGCGAGCGAAUUGCAGGACUCCCCGUCGUGCCUGAACAAGCCGAGGACAUCGAGAUGCACAUCGCUCGGCCGAUACCAGCCGUCACGAGGGAUUUUGUCGAGGCAGAAACACUGCACAAAAGAUCGGCCGUCACUCGGCGUGACAGUCAUCGCGAGUCGCGGGGACGCUACCCGACUCCGCCUCCUGAAGCAUCCUCCUCUCAGCCCAGCCGGGGUAACACGAGCGACGACGCGGGCGCCGAAGUUCAAGAGGAGGAGCGACCGUACUUCACCAUCACGGUCAAGCAAGGCUUGAUGAUCUGCGCCGGCUUCUUCGCUCUUCUGAUCUCCUUGAUCGUCUCGCGCGCCUUGACGCCUCGAGCACGGAUCCUCGACUUCGUGACCAACCUCAUGCUUGCCGGCACGCUCAUCUUUGGUGGUGGGCCCGUCGUAAUCCCUCUCUUGCGAUCAUACACCGUCGAUCCAGGGUGGGUCGCCCCGCGCGAUUUCCUCCUCGGUUUCGCGUUGCUGCAAGCCCUGCCCGGCCCUCAAUUCAACUUUGCCGCGUUCUUAGGAGUUCUUGUGAUCCCAUCCCAGCCAUUCUUGGGCGGCCUCUUGGCGCGAUGGCGAUUUUCACCCCAGGAAUAUUGCUCAAAUUGGGUGCUCUACCUUUGUAUCAAAGGUUCAAGACCAACGGUCCGGUCCGAAGCGUCUUGAGGGGUUUCAAUGCGGGGGCUAUCGGACUGGUAGGUCUCGGCGUGACCGUGUUCGCAGUUGGACUCUGGAGCGAACAGCUUCCUGAUAGCGUCAUCGUCCUUCCCUCCUCAGAUCUACUCGGCCGUCUAUCGCCUCUUCCGAGUCGGCUUCGUCCAAGGAUCGACCCUCGACCCCGGCGUCCCAGCAGCCUUCCGAUCUCUCGAUCAGGAUGGCUUCUGGGUUUCGAUCGUCGCGGCGACUUUUGUCGCGUGUGGCUGGUUCAACGUUCCGACACCGGUUGCGAUCUUGGGUGGAGCGGUUGGAGGGUUGGCUUGGUAUGGUGUUCAGCAAGCUUAG